Lampris incognitus (smalleye Pacific opah) is the source of this 2598-nucleotide messenger RNA. It is a transcript of the gene elmo3, whose product is annotated as engulfment and cell motility 3. The transcript is spliced from 21 exons. Bases 199 to 2346 code for a protein of 715 amino acids. NCBI's taxonomy places the organism in Eukaryota, Metazoa, Chordata, Actinopteri, Lampriformes, Lampridae. The record is from RefSeq and is a predicted model, not a curated record. Gene Ontology annotation, biological process: actin filament organization; cell motility.
UUUUCAAGGGGCUCUUUCCGGCUGUCUACUUUAUAAAUCCAGUGUUUCUCUAAGAUUAUUGUCCAGUUAGGAUUGUCUAGUUUACUUGGGGGGGGGGGGUACUUCCAGAUGCUUCUUGAAACGACUACGGCGCAUUCGCUAGGACGGUAGCCCAACCUCUCUCUCUUCAAAACAGCCAGUGUACCGAGACGUGCCAAUAUGCCACAACAGAAGGACAUAGUGAAGAUAGCCAUUCAGAUGCCUGGGGCUUACCCACAGCUCAUACAACUGGAUCAGAAAAAGCCUCUCUCUGCUGUUAUAAAGGAAGUCUGUGAUGGAUGGAAUCUCCCGGGUCCUGAUAACUAUGCUCUGCAAUAUGCUGACGGUGUGCAGACAUACAUCACUGAAUCGAAUCGUCUGGACAUUAAGAAUGGUUGCAUACUACGUCUGACCAAGGCACCAGGCCGGUGUGCAGAAGAUCUUUACAAGGGCAUCCAAAGUUCAGACUCUGGUGUGCGCUGUGAUUCACUUAAGCAACUGGCCAGUGUUUCCACAGAUGUGACCUUUGCUCAGGAGUUCAUCAGCCGAGAUGGACACUCCCUAUUGGUUAAGAUAGUAGAGGAUGCCAACGAAGCUCCUGUGAUCAUGACCCACACUUUGACGGGUUUUAUGGAACUGAUGGAUCAUGGGAUAGUCUCCUGGGAGAACCUCUCUUCUGUUUUUAUCAAAAAGAUUGCCAGUUUUGUCAACGCCAAGGUAGCGGAUGCUUCAAUCCAGCAGGUGUCCCUGGACAUUCUGGAGAGCAUGGUCCUAAGCAGCCACAGCCUAUUCCUGCAGGUCAAACAGGAGGUCACUCUGGAGAGGCUGAUUGCUCACCUGCAGGUAACAAACCAGCAGAUACAGACAAAAGCAAUGGCCCUACUUAUGGCUUUACUACAGACAGCUGGAGAUGCAGACAGACAGGAGCUGUUUGCAUUUUUGGCAAGGAAGAACCUCCGUCAGUACAUUUAUAAAAACAUCAUCCAUAGUUCCGGUUCAGUCGGGGAUGAAAUGGCCCACUACCUCUAUGUGCUGCAGUCAGUUACCCUAAAUCACCUGGAACCUCGUAUUAGGACACCUUUAGAUUGUUACAACCAGGAACAGAGGGAUAUCCUCCAUGGCUUGCGCCAGGCCGCGUUUGAGACAGAGAGUGAGAACAGUCUGAGCCACGAGAGACGGCGUUCGCUCUGCGCCAAAGAGUUCAAGAAGUUGGGCUUUUCUAACAACAGCAAUCCUGGACAAGAUUUGGUGCGGACCCCACCUGGUCUUUUAGCAUUAGACACCAUGGCCUACUUUGCCUCACGCUAUCCUGAUGUUUACAGUAGGUUUGUCUUAGAGAACAGCAGUAGGGAGGAUAAACAUGAGUGUCCAUUUGCCAGGAGUAGCAUCCAGCUCACGCUCAUCCUGUGUGAGAUCCUUCGUAUUGGAGAACCUCCCUCAGAGACAGGGUCAGACUACCACCCUAUCUUCUUCAGCCAAGAUCGUCUGAUGGAGGAGCUUUUUUGUGUCUGCAUCCAGUUGCUCAACAAGACAUGGAAGGAGAUGAGAGCUACGCAAGAGGACUUUGACAAGGUGAUGCAGGUGGUUAGGGAGCAGAUCACCAGGACGCUCUCCAGUAAGCCAACUUCCUUGGAACUCUUCAAGAACAAAGUGAAUGCUCUCAAUUAUAGUGAGAUACUCAAGCUCCGACAGACAGAGCGACUGCACCAGGAAGAGACGCUCGCUCCACCCGUACUUGAGCUCAAAGAGCGUCUGAAGCCAGAGUUGCUGGAACUGAUUCGCCAGCAGAGACUGAACCGGUUGUGUCAAGGAACCCUGUUCAGAAAGAUAAGCAGCCGGCGGAGACAAGAUAAACUGUGGUACUGCAGGUUGUCACCCAAUCACAAAGUGCUUCACUAUGGCGAUGUGGAGGAAGAUACAGAAAAUCCACCAAUAGAGACACUGCAAGAGAAGAUUCCAGUAGCAGAUAUCAAAGCCUUGCUUACAGGGAAAGACUGUCCUCACAUGAAGGAGAAUAAAGGCAAACAGACCAAGGAAGUGUUGGACCUGGCAUUUAGCAUCACGUAUGAUGUAGAAGAGUACAGCCUAAACUUCAUUGCGUCCUCCAGAACUGAUUUCUGCCUUUGGACAGACGGCCUGAGCGUGCUCCUGGGACGGGAAAUGAGCAGUGAAUCAAUGCGCAGCGAGCUGGACAUCCUCCUCUCUAUGGAAAUUAAGCUCCGUCUUUUGGACUUGGAGAACGUACCGAUCCCAGACAAUGCACCGCCUGUCCCGAAGCCACCUAGCAACUACAACUUCUGCUAUGACUUCAGCCAGGCUGAGCAGUAGUGUGUGUGUGUGUGUGUGUGUGUGUGUGUGUAUGUAUGUGUGCGCGUGUGCGUGCGUACGCGCAUGCAUAGUGAGAUCUGACCUGUGCAUCCAUGCACUAAUUUCCACCACACUGGUAUCCAACCAAGACAUUUGAUUUACUAUACCACUUGAUAACUGAGGUCUUUCAAUGGCGCAUACCCAGGAAAACGAAAACACAUCUCCACUUACAUUAGGACAUAUUCGGUGAUCGUCACCAGUGAACAACAACAA